CGAGUGCAGAUAAUUACGUGCAUAUUACAAAAUGGCUCAACAAGAUAAGGAGGUACAGGGAAAAUGGAAUACCACAACAGCCAGUGCAUUUCUCAUCACUAGCGGCAUCUUUAUCAUGAGCGGCGGUACAAUCAGGCUCUCUGUCUCUAACUAUCUAAGCUCAACGAACAAGAAAGCACUUGCAGGGUUGAGGAGAAUUGAUUUAGAAGGGUUGCGGUGGCGUGUUUUUGAUGCAAAGGGCCAGGUACUUGGACGGUUGGCAUCCCAAAUAGCUGUUGUGCUUCAAGGCAAGGACAAGCCAACCUAUGCACCUCAUGUGGAAGCUGGAGACAUGUGUAUUGUUCUUAAUGCGAAAGAUAUCUGUGUUACAGGAAGAAAAAUGACUGACAAAAUUUACUACUGGCAUACAGGGUAUAUUGGCCAUCUCAAGGAAAGAAAGCUCAAGGACCAGAUGGCAAAAGACCCAACUGAAGUGAUCCGUAAAGCUGUCAUGCGCAUGCUUCCCCGCAAUAAAUUGCGUGAUGAUAGGGAUCGUAAGCUGAGGAUAUUUGCUGAAGGCGAGCAUCCGUUUCACGACCGGCCUCUCGAGCCUUUCGUCAUGCCGCCACGGCAAGUGCGUGAGAUGCGCCCCCGGGCAAGACGUGCGAUGAUAAGGGCACAGAAGAAGGAUCAGGACAGGGAAGCUAAGAAAGCCGAGGGAGAAGCAGCUAAGAAUGGCAAAGCUGCGGUCGCUGCAUAAGUCACCUUCGCUGCAAAGAUGAUUCGCGCCACUACGGAUCUACCCAAUGCACUUUCUGAAUGAUGACCUGUGUCUCUCUUUUCUCUUUGACAUGUAGUCUUUCGUGUUGAAUCUUCGUAGACAGGGUGCACUAGAAUCUUAUCAAGCUUUGGUAAGGCAGCAAGAUUGCUGAGAAGCCUGUUGAGUUGAGUUGAGAGGCACUAAACCUGGAAACGCUCAACUCCUCAUUCUGAAUUUCCUUUUCGAUCCUAAACUUGUCAGUGUAAUUUUGUAUUGCGAAUAAAACUCAGUGCAUUAUGCA
This is a messenger RNA of Triticum urartu, 1040 nucleotides long. RefSeq lists its product as uncharacterized. The record is from RefSeq and is a predicted model, not a curated record. Gene Ontology annotation, molecular function: mRNA binding; structural constituent of ribosome. Gene Ontology annotation, cellular component: mitochondrial large ribosomal subunit; ribosome. Gene Ontology annotation, biological process: translation; negative regulation of translation. NCBI's taxonomy places the organism in Eukaryota, Viridiplantae, Streptophyta, Magnoliopsida, Poales, Poaceae.